Molecule: messenger RNA, 2401 nt
Organism: Equus quagga
Lineage: Eukaryota; Metazoa; Chordata; Mammalia; Perissodactyla; Equidae
Gene: RIMKLB
Product: ribosomal modification protein rimK like family member B
Exons: 6
Coding region: 346-1506 (386 amino acids)
Biological process (GO): protein modification process
Cellular component (GO): cytoplasm
Molecular function (GO): metal ion binding; ligase activity, forming carbon-nitrogen bonds; ATP binding
Source: RefSeq, a predicted model, not a curated record
GAGGGAGCGAGGAGCGGCCGGGUGUGAGUGCGUGUGGGAGUGCGUGUGUGCGGGAGUGGGGCUGAGGGAGAGCCCGAGCUGGCGCGAGGCUGCGAGGAGGAGGGCGAGUGUGCGAGGGCGCCCGGCCUGGCCGCGGGAGCCGCGGCGGCGGAGGAGAAAGGAGGCGGCCCCGGCAUCCCGACCCCUCCCCCUCUCCUCGGGCUUCCAGCCGCUCGCUGCCCGCGCUGCCCUCCGAGGCCCCGACCCGGCUCCGCUGGCCGCGAGUGAGGGAGGAGCCGCCGGAGCCAGAAAGAGUUUACAUUGAGGAGGAAAUAAUCCAGGAAAAGGAAGAACAAGCAGAUCAAGAUGUGUAGCUCUGUGGCUGCCAAGUUGUGGUUUUUGACAGAUCGUCGAAUCAGGGAAGACUAUCCCCAAAAAGAAAUCUUACGAGCUUUAAAGGCCAAAUGUUGUGAGGAGGAACUGGACUUUAGGGCUGUGGUUAUGGAUGAGGUGGUGCUGACAAUCGAGCAAGGAAACCUGGGCCUACGGAUCAAUGGAGAACUAAUUACUGCCUACCCCCAGGUGGUGGUAGUGAGAGUACCAACCCCUUGGGUGCAAAGUGAUAGUGACAUCACUGUUUUGCGCCAUCUAGAGAAGAUGGGAUGCCGGUUGAUGAACCGACCUCAAGCCAUCCUGAACUGUGUUAAUAAAUUCUGGACGUUUCAGGAGUUGGCUGGCCAUGGUGUUCCUCUGCCAGACACUUUCUCUUAUGGUGGUCAUGAAAAUUUUGCUAAAAUGAUUGAUGAAGCAGAAGUAUUGGAGUUCCCAAUGGUAGUGAAGAAUACACGGGGUCAUAGAGGCAAAGCUGUUUUCUUGGCUCGAGAUAAGCACCAUUUGGCCGAUCUAAGCCAUCUUAUUCGCCAUGAAGCUCCAUACCUGUUCCAGAAGUAUGUUAAAGAGUCUCAUGGACGCGAUGUACGUGUCAUUGUUGUUGGAGGCCGUGUAGUUGGCACCAUGUUACGUUGUUCAACAGAUGGGAGGAUGCAAAGCAACUGCUCGCUAGGUGGUGUGGGGAUGAUGUGCUCAUUGAGUGAACAAGGGAAGCAGCUAGCUAUCCAGGUGUCUAAUAUCCUGGGGAUGGAUGUGUGUGGCAUUGACCUGUUGAUGAAAGAUGACGGCUCCUUCUGUGUCUGCGAGGCCAAUGCAAAUGUAGGUUUCAUCGCCUUUGAUAAGGCUUGUAAUCUAGAUGUAGCUGGUAUCAUAGCGGACUAUGCCGCCUCCCUUCUGCCCUCUGGCCGGCUCACCCGGCGUAUGUCCCUGCUCUCCGUGGUGUCCACAGCCAGUGAGACUAGUGAGCCGGAGCUGGGUCCCCCAGCCAGCACUGCUGUCGACAACAUGAGCGCAAGUUCCAGCUCUGUCGACAGCGACCCUGAAAGCACGGAGCGAGAGCUGCUCACCAAGCUCCCAGGGGGCCUAUUCAACAUGAACCAGCUGCUAGCCAAUGAAAUCAAACUCCUGGUGGAAUGACUCCACCAGUAAAUAAUUAACCAACAAAACCCUUGUAAAACUUUCUUUUUCUUCUUUCUUUUUCCUUUUUUGUUUCUUUUUUUAAACCAACUUGCAAUGCUGUUCAUGGAAGAUGCUCAGGAGAAUGAGAGAAAAUUGAGUAGGAUUAGUUAGGAGAGGAGAAAGGGGAGAUAGAAUAGACCUCUGCUAUUAAGAUGUUACUUUCACUUACAAAUCCUAUAGAUAAAGAGGCAGAAGAGGUAAGAUACAGAAAAUUGUCAGGCUCUUGUAGUUACCCUUUUAAAUUACUCAAAAAUGUGUAUGCUCUCAGGCCAUGAAGAACAUAUAAAAUUUUUUCAUGGUGUCUCUUGUUUUUGUACAGUUGGUACAAAUUUCAGAGUAGCAUAACUUCACAUUGUGUUGCAAAGAUUUGUAGUGGGUGAGGGAAACAUCUACCUGAAGUACAGCAGUUUUUUAAUACAAAUCUGAAAAUUCUGCCUUUACCAUAUUAACUAGCAGCUUUAUGUUCAUAGUUUAUGAGAUCUUGAAGGAUUUAUUAUUUUUGUUUUUUCCCUUAAUUUGGGUGGGAGGGAAACAUGACUGUGACUCAAUAAAGGUUUUUUAAUGACAAAAUUGGCAUGUUUGCAUGAUAAAAGGGAAAUGAACAGUAUUGCAACGUCUGGUACACAAAAUAACAUUUACUCCAAUGUAGAUAAAAUUACACUAGUUUAAAAUAUGUGCAUUGACUUGUAUUUGUUAGUGUUUUAGUCUUUUUUGAAAGAUAUAUGCUCUGUUAAUGUUGCAUUUUUUUUUAAUACGUGCUAGUCUAACAUUCCCUGAUCUAUGCCUGCAUCUUUAACAAUGGCCAAAGUGAAGAAAAUGCUACCUUUUUUGUUAACAAGACACUGACUUGAAA